This is a messenger RNA of Rubroshorea leprosula, 2642 nucleotides long. Lineage: Eukaryota; Viridiplantae; Streptophyta; Magnoliopsida; Malvales; Dipterocarpaceae. The record is from the annotation of a GenBank genome assembly.
ACCUCCUUCACUCUGUUUCUUCACCGAUUUUUCUCAUUUCUUUUCAAUUUGUCUCCUCAUCAAUCAAUAUUAUCUCUGAAAAUGUCAGAUGCGCUUGUUUCCGCUGUCUUGCAGCAGCUAACAACAAUCAUUUAUGAAGAGGUAGAACAAGAGGUGAAACUGUUGACUGGUAUGGGGAAAGAAAUCAAGAGGCUCAAAGGCAAUCUCGAGUCCAUCCAUGCUUUGCUUGAUGAUGCUGAGGAAAGGCAGAUGAAGGAGAGAAGCAUCAAGAUUUGGUUAGAAAGCCUCAAAGAAGUAUGUUAUGACAUGGAGGACGUGUUGGAUGAGUGGAACACUGCGCUCUUGAAGUUGCAAUUAGAUGAAUCAGAUCAGAAAAACUUCUCAUUUUUCAAGGGAAAGGUAUGUUGUCCCUUCUUUUCAUGUCUUUGUUGUGGUCAAGUUGGUCAUCGCUGUGGCAUUGCUCUGAAAAUAAAGGACAUCAAUGAAAGAUUAGAUGGGAUUGCUAAGAAUAAAGAUAAUUAUCACUUGACACCAAGGGAUGUUAGACAGCCUAGAAGAGUAGAAAGUACAUCUUUUACUGAGGUGUCAAACUUGCAUGGUCGAGAUGAGGAUAAGAAAAACUUAAUAGACAGUUUGUUGUGUGGUAACAGUGAUGAAGGAGAGAGUGGUGUCAAAACCAUCUCAAUUGUAGGAAUGGGUGGGAUUGGAAAAACAGCUCUUGCUCAACUUGUAUAUAAUGAUGGGGCAUUUAUGGCCCAUUUUGAUGAGAAAAUAUGGGUCUGCGUUACGGAAGUUUUUGAUUUGAGCUGUGUUGCGAAAGCAAUUUUUAUGGCUCUUGAAAUUCCCAAUAAUGCUUCAAAUAUAGAUCCUGAUUCGGCUCCACUGCAAAAACUUCUGGAAGAAAUUUGCAAAUUUAUUGAGGGGAAGAAGUUUUUUCUUGUUCUGGAUGAUGUGUGGAAUGAUGGAAGUGAAUCUUGGGAAUCAUUGAAUCAAGCUUUCAAACCUGCUGCACCUGGAAGUAGGAUUUUGGUGACUACAAGAAAGGAUACAGUCGCAAAAACCAUGAAAUCCUUCCGUGUCUUUCCUCUAGAACAAUUGAGUGAAGAUGUAUGUUGGAAAAUACUUGGCCAAGAAGCCUUUGUUGGAAGGGGUGAGGAGCAAUGUAAAAAUUUAGAGGACAUUGGAAAAAGAAUUGCACAAAAAUGCGGUGGAUUGCCACUGGCUGCAAAAACUAUAGGAAGCAUGCUACGUUUCAAGAAAACAAGAGAAGAGUGGGCAAUUAUCUUGAGCAGUGAGAUAUGGAAAUUAAAAUUAGAAGGUAUUUUUGCUCCUUUGUUGCUGAGUUAUUUAGAUUUACCCUCAGCAGUAAGACGGUGCUUUUCGUACUGCUCUACCUUCCGUAAAGGUGUUAAGAUUGGAAGAGAGAGCCUGAUUCGUCAAUGGAUGGCACAGGGUUAUUUAAAUUCUAGUGAGAAUGCUGAGAUGGAGAUUAUUGGGGAUGAGUACUUUGAGUGCUUGGUGGCACGGUCUUUCUUUCAAGAUUUCCAAAUACUUGAAGAUGGUAGCAUAUGGACAUUUAAGAUUCAUGACAUAGUUCUUGACUUUGCUCGUUUCCUUAUGGGAGAUGAAUUUGUUUUGAAAGAGGUUCAUCCUGAAGAUAAUUUAAGAAUAGAGCUUUCUUCAGAGAAAACUCACCAUCUGUCGGUAAUACUGGCAGAAAAUGCAUGCUUUCCUACUUCACUUGUUGGUGCAGAAAAAUUGCGGAGCUUAUCCAUCUUCAAAAGUGAUUAUGCAGAAGAAGGAUUUCCUGAAGAAUUAGGCAAAUUGAUGCAUCUGAAACUGCUUGAUUUGUCUGGUAGUAGGUUAAAAAUAUUGCCUAAAGCAAUAUGCCGAUUAUGUAAUUUGCAAUCCUUGCUUCUACAAAGAUGUUUUCUUCUGGAGAGAUUGCCGGGUAAGAUAGGGAAAUUGGUCAACUUGAGGUAUCUUAUAACAACUGGUAGUUAUGCUUUAACUUACUAUCCCAAAGGAAUAGGGAGGUUAACUUCACUUAGAAAGUUGCUGGGGAUUGUGGUUUGCUGUGAUCACAAUGAUGAUAAAAAAUUUAGCUUGGGGGAUUUGGAAAACUUGUGCCACCUUCGUUUUCUGGGAUUAAGAGUUCAAGGCCGUCAGAUUGAUACUAAUGAGGCCAGACGUGCGAGGCUGCAAAGUAAGAUGUAUCUUAAGGAUUUAAAUUUAGAUGGUCCGUGGGACUCCGAAAUCGAGAAAGACGAGGUUUUCGAAGUCUUAAGCCCACCUUCGCACACAGACGUGACAUUUGGUGGGAACAGGAUCAGGCCAGGUGCACCACCAUCAUCUACAGGAUCUCUUUAUGACUGAUCUUAUAGCUGGUGAAGGAGGUACUUCUGGUGGUGAAGCCGUCUAAAAUGUUGUGUAUGUGUGUUUUUUCCUAAACAAGUAACAAGUCUUGUGUGUUCUACAGCUGUUGAUCAAAUUACCCUCAUUGUAUGUAUUUUCCAUGUUUCUUUGGUGAAUCAUUGAACAAUUCAGAACUUACAAUCUUGUCAUUGAUACUUUCUGAUCACAUUCCUAUAAUUUCUUUCUUUGGAAAACCUGUUGUUGAUAAAUAAAAGAUAAAUGACAAC